AGUCUCUCCAGCUGGGCGUGGCGAGCUUAUGGAGUGACUGAAGGAGAUGUGCUGAGCGCGCCCAUGCUCUCCGGGUCACUCAGCCCUGCCUGCACCCAGGGAACCUCUGCCCAGGGUCCGAGCAAACAUAGACACUAAACAAAUCUAAAGGAAUUGGAAACCAAGCAAGCAGAAACAGAAUAUGCAACAGCGACUGUAUGUGGGCACAGAGACUGAAAUAUCUGCCAUCUGGCUCUUCACAGAAAGACAGAAACCAUCUCCGCCAGUCAAGAAGCCCUCAGAAGUCCUUUGCCAUGGAUACAGAAGAUGAAGAAAACAUGAGUUCGAGCAGCACAGAUGUUAAGGAAAGCUGCAGUCUGGACAGCGUGCCCCCCAAGGACGGCAGCGCCCCCGGGCCUGGCGAGGGCGCCCCACUCUCCAACGGGGGUGGCGGUGGCGCCAGCCGGAAGCGGCCCCUGGAGGAGGGCAGCAACGGCCACGCCAAGUUCCGCCUGAAGAAGAGGCGGCGGCCGCCCGGGCCCGCGCUGCCGAAGAACGCCCUGAUGCAGCUGAACGAGAUCAAGCCUGGCCUGCAGUAUGCACUGCUGUCGCAGACCGGGCCGGUGCACGCGCCCCUGUUCGUCAUGUCCGUUGAAGUUAACGGGCAGGUGUUUGAGGGCUCUGGCCCCACCAAGAAGAAGGCCAAGCUGCACGCCGCCGAGAAGGCCCUGCGGUCUUUCGUGCAGUUCCCCAACGCCUCCGAGGCGCACCUGGCCAUGGGGAGGACCCUGUCCGCCAACACGGACUUCACGUCCGACCAGGCUGACUUCCCCGACACACUCUUCAACGGCUUCGAGACCCCAGACAGGUCGGAAAUACCCUUCUACCUGGGCUCCAAUGGGGACGACUCCUUCAGCUCCAGCGGGGACCUCAGCUUGGCGGCGUCCCCGGCGCCCGCGAGCCUGGCGCAGCCUCCUCUCCCCGGCCCUCCGCCGUUCCCACCACCGAGCGGGAAGAACCCCGUGAUGAUCCUGAAUGAGCUGCGGCCGGGGCUCAAGUACGACUUCCUGUCCGAGAGCGGGGAGAGCCACGCCAAGAGCUUCGUCAUGUCUGUGGUGGUGGACGGCCAGUUCUUCGAGGGCUCAGGCAGGAACAAAAAGCUCGCCAAGGCCCGGGCUGCGCAGUCCGCACUGGCAACCAUUUUUAAUUUGCACUUGGAUCAAACACCGUCUCGCCAGCCCAUCCCCAGCGAGGGCCUUCAGUUACAUUUACCGCAGGUGUUAGCCGAUGCCGUGGCCCGCCUGGUGCUGGAUAAGUUUGGCGAUCUGACGGACAACUUCUCCUCUCCUCACGCACGCAGGAAAGUUCUUGCCGGCAUCGUCAUGACAACAGGCACAGAUGUGAAAGACGCCAGAGUGAUCAGUGUUUCCACGGGGACAAAGUGCAUCAAUGGCGAGUACAUGAGUGACCGUGGCCUUGCGUUAAAUGACUGCCAUGCAGAGAUUAUAGCUCGGAGAUCCUUGCUUAGAUUUCUUUAUACGCAACUUGAGCUUUACUUGAAUAACAAAGACGAUCAAAAACGGUCCAUCUUUCAGAAGUCCGAGCGGGGAGGGUUUAAGCUGAAGGAGAGUGUUCAGUUCCAUCUGUACAUCAGCACGUCUCCCUGUGGGGACGCCAGGAUCUUCUCACCGCACGAGCCGAUCCUGGAAGAACCAGCGGACAGACAUCCAAACCGCAAAGCCAGAGGACAGCUGCGGACGAAAAUAGAGUCUGGCGAAGGCACAAUUCCCGUGCGAUCCAAUGCAAGCCUCCAGACGUGGGACGGGGUGCUGCAGGGCGAGAGGCUGCUCACCAUGUCCUGCAGCGACAAGAUGGCGCGGUGGAACGUGGUGGGCGUGCAGGGGUCCCUGCUCAGCAUCUUCGUGGAGCCGAUCUACUUCUCGAGCAUCAUCCUGGGCAGCCUCUACCACGGCGACCACCUCUCCAGGGCCAUGUACCAGCGGAUCUCCAACAUAGAAGACCUGCCCCCGCUGUACACGCUCAACAAGCCUCUGCUCAGCGGCAUCAGCAACGCGGAAGCACGGCAGCCGGGGAAGGCACCCAACUUCAGCGUCAACUGGACGGUGGGUGACGCGGCCAUCGAGGUCAUCAACGCCACGACAGGGAAGGACGAGCUGGGCCGUGCGUCCCGCCUGUGUAAGCACGCCUUGUACUGUCGCUGGAUGCGUGUGCACGGCAAGGUUCCCUCCAACUUACUACGCUCCAAGAUCACUAAGCCCAAUGUGUACCAUGAAUCCAAACUGGUAGCAAAGGAGUACCAGGCCGCCAAGGCGUGUCUGUUCAAAGCGUUCAUCAAGGCAGGGCUGGGCGCCUGGGUGGAGAAGCCCACGGAGCAGGAUCAGUUCUCUCUCACACCCUGACCGGGGGCGUGGCGCGGAGGCUGCCCACGUCCAGCGCGGUCUCCGGAGCCUCACGUCUGAACUGGGGGCAGGGGUGGGGACGCGGGGUGCUGGGCGUCCGGCGCGGUCUCCGGAGCCUCACGUCUCAGCUGGGGGCGGGCGUGCACUUUGGGGAGGGCAGGGAGGGCAGGGAGGGCGUGGGGUCCAGCAUCACCACUCGAUGUCCCUCUGCAGCAGUGUUACCCCUUGGAAUUACCCAGUGACUGCUUUCUAUCUCUGUUUACGUUUAGAAAUUGAGUUCUACUGAGUAGGGCUUCCUUAAGUUUAGGGAAAUAGAAAUUACUUUGUCUGAAAUUUUUGAAUAAAUAAUUUAUUCAGCGUUAGGAACGUGGUUUAUAAAGUAAUUAUAUCAAGUCACUCUUAGGCCACGUUAUUUUAAUGCAGAAGAGCGCUUAUCUGUAGAGAAGGUGAGAAGGUAGAGGUAGGAAGAAGCCUGAAGUCACAGCCACGCUGCUGGCGGGUCCCCCGGAUGGGCCGCGCGAUUGGCUUCCCUCAGCGGGUCCGCACAGCCCGGGAGAAGACCCCGCGGGAGGGGCCCGGCCCUGCGCUCGCACGAGUCCCCCAACUCCCUGGCACAGUGACGGCGUGCGUCCAUGAGGGCACGGCCCAGAUCCCUGCAGCCUUCAGCCCCCCUAGAAGCUUCUGCACUCCUCCUAGAAUCACAUGGAAAACGCGUGUUGGUUCACUUCUCAGUAAUCAGAGAUAAAACAUGGGCAGUGAUCCUGGCCAUUCAUUUGAGGUCUUCAACAGUAUUUAACUUUUAGGGACUAGGAGGAAUCCGUAGGGGCUACUGCCCAAGAAUCAGCCUACAACUCCCUGUCUUCCUUGCUCUGAAUCUCAUGGAUGCGGAUAACUCUCCAGACAUCUUCACGGGAAGGAAAUAGAAUUAAUUAAGUAGAUAGACUCGUUCUUAGAAAAUGCCACUAAGGCAUAGUUUUAAAUUAUUCUUUCCAGCUUUAUCAAAGACAUGUUUGAAAGUCAGUAUUCAGGCUGGAAGCUGGUGAGGCAGUGUGCCGCGGCCUCGUGCCCACCAGGGUCUGGACGUUGAUUGUCACGGCAGGGAGGGGUGCUGCUGGUGCCCGGGGCGGCCCAGGGGCGCUGCUCCACACCCCAUGGCCCCCGGGGUGGUCCCGGGCUGAGCCAGCAGACGGUCAGGAGUGCGGGCAAGGGUCCCGGGGGGCACCUGGACCUGAGCUCAGAGAUUUGCACCGAUUGCCUUGUUGCUUCCACUCAGGAUCAGACAGGAGCCCGAGGGGCCGUCUUCAUGGAAGGGGGGGUCUUGUGGCGGCUGUAGGCAGUCGGGAGACCCCGCCCCACCUUGACGGACUCUGAAAACGCAGAACAGGAGCAGAGCCGCGGCUGUCACCUGGCCCAGACCCCACGUGCAGGAGCAGGAGACUCAGACCAGAAGCGCUGUGUCCCCCGCUCCCCCGCUCCGGCAGCGGUUCCUUGGGGGGCGGGGGCGGGGCUGGCGGGCUGCAGGGACCCCGGCAGAGCUCAGGCAGGCCCCCGUCAUGUGGAGGGGUGUGGUUUGGCUCAACGGGCUGCCGCCUUCUUUCCGCCUGAAGCAGGAAGGGUGUCAGCUGGUGUCGCCACCUCCCCAAGCAGGUGCUCCCACACACAGAACAUCUGUGAGCCCCUGUGUUUUUAUUCUCUCGAUAAAUGGUAUUUUUUCUAAUGGGGAUUGGGAGAUGGACUUAGUUUUUAAAAAAAUAUGUGGAUUUUAAUUAAAAGUUGAGUGGGAAUGUAUUGCAUAUACACACACUACCCAGUAUGUCUGACUUCCUCCCUCUGUCGGCUAACAAUUGAGGUGAGCACCGCCUCCCACCCCAAGUGAGGACAGCUGUCCUGUGUGCCGGUCCCCAGCGGACCCCGAGCUGUGCGGGCGCAGGACGGCCCGCGAGUGUCCAGGCCCUGCAGGCGGGUCAGGAGGGAGCCCCGUCCACCUGUGGGCCCGCACAGCUCCCAGGACGGACCACUGGAGCAGAACAGAGACAGAAACGUGACCUCCAGGAGACGGGUCAGGAGACUCAGCACUUGAAACGGUCCCUUCUGAGGCUCUGUGCACUGCACCCCAUUUCCCCCCAGGCGUUACUUUGCAUACAGUGCCCUUAAUCAGGAUUCUAGAGACUUAGAAAAUUUGACACAAUCAAGAACUUGAUUUUUUGAGAAAAAUCUUCAACUUUGAGGACAUUUUGACCAUUGGGGGUUGGGAGGGUUCCCUUCUGUUUUGCUCACUAAACCUAUUCCACAAAGACACCGGCUGGCGGGCAUCUCUCCCGCCAGUGGAAGGCCCGAGUCACAGGGAUGCCUCAGCCGGGGUCAGGGGCUGUCCCUGCAGCAGUAUGAGCCCAGUGAGGGGCGUCCCCUCUUCCCAGGCCAGGGAUGCCCCAGGGUGCAAUUCUGAUUCUGAAUCAGAGUUUGAUUGACUCAUUUAAUCAGAAACAGUUAUUUUAAAAUGUGCAGCAUCUCACCAGCCAUUCAUUUCUCUGGAAGUAUUUUUAUUCACAUGAUUUCCCUCAUGCCCAGAAGACAGAAUCACUGCUUUCUUUGGAAAGACGUGUUUCCUGUAAUUUCACAUAGUGACGCUGGGGAGGGGGCAGCUCUCAGGCUCCACAAGGGGGAUAGACCUGAGGGUGGGGUCAGUGAAUGCUGGGGGGGAGGGCUGCAUGCCCGCCCCUUUUUCUCAAAACACAAAACCAAAUCAGACCGGUCCUUUUUAUUUCUGAAACAUUCUACACCAAAGUAUAGGGUCUACCCCGGCCGUAAAUUUGAUCUAGCAAGAGAAAUAGAAUCAGCUGGCUUUCCCGUCUCUGUAAUCUAUGAAAUUAGAGAAUCUCUCAAAAGAUUCCCUGUUAUCAACCCCCAACUAUGUAAGUGGAAAGGGCAGAGUAUUUGUGACCGCGCACGCACGCAUGUCCAGUGUUGUCUGCCCUUGUCCCCUGGCGUGUCCUGUGACCCUCUCUCCAGCCACGUGGCCAGUCACGUCCUCAGGGCCGGCAAGGACAGGGUCUGGCUCGAACCUGACACGUAGCUGUCCUCUGGAGCUGCUGUGUGCACUUGUUCCCUGUUUGCAGGGGUGAGCCCCCAGCCCCCAAAACACUUAGCUUGGCCACGCCAUGGGCUGAUGGUACAUCAGGAGCCGACGCCCGUCCUUCUGGACGUGACCACGAAUGUUUAAAGGCAGUCUGUGGAAUGUUUGUAGAAUGAGCCCGGAAGCAGUUUGCUUCUCCAGAUACUGGGUUAUAUGCUUUUAUUUUAUUUUAUUUUAGAAUUUGGACACUUCAUAUGAAUGUAAUUCAGCCAAGAACCCUAUCGCUCAGAUCCACUCCCCAGUGUCCUCUGUAUGUUUGUUGAUGUAUAUACCACACGUUACAAUCUGCAUGAGCUACCCCUCGCACCGAGACCAGCCGGAACCAAGCAUGAGACGCUGUCCUAUAGACAAAGGAUUGGAGAUGUUCUCAAUAAAAGACACAGUGUUCCACCACUGCA
Leptonychotes weddellii (Weddell seal) is the source of this 5930-nucleotide messenger RNA. NCBI's taxonomy places the organism in Eukaryota, Metazoa, Chordata, Mammalia, Carnivora, Phocidae. The record is from RefSeq and is a predicted model, not a curated record.